AUGCCCAACUUCCACGCGUGCUGCGUCCGCCUCGCCGGCGAGCUCCCGGCUGUGGUGCUCUCUGCAGACUACCGCCUCGCCCCCGAGCACCGGUUCCCCGCGGGCCUCGACGACGCGGCGAACGUCCUGUCCUGGGUGCGCGGCCAGGCGGCGGCUAUUGGGGACAACGCCGACCCAUGGCUCUCGGAGACGGCGGACUUCGGCCGGGUGUUCAUCGCCGGGGACUCGGCCGGCGGGGGCGUCGUCCACCACACGGCCGUCGGCCUCGCGUCGGGCCGGCUCGGCCCCCUCGACCUCAUUCGCGUCGCCGGGUGCGCGAUGCUCUGCCCGCUGUUCGGCGGGGAGGAGAGGACGGCGUCGGAGGCGGAGUUCCCGCCGGGCCCGUUCCUGUCGCUGCCGGCGGUCGACCAGGCGUGGCGCCUGGUGCUGCCGCCUGGGUCCACGAGGGACCACCCGCUGGCCAACCCCUUCGGCCCGAAUAGCCCGGCGCUGGACGGCGUAGCGCUGCCGCCGAUGCUCGUGGUGGCCGCCGCGCACGACCUGCUGCGCGACCGCUCCGUGGACUAUGCCGCGAGGCUCAAGGCCAUGGAGAAGCCGGUGGAGCUCGUGGAGUUCGAGGGGCAGCACCACGGGUUCUUCGCCGUCGAGCCAUACGGCGACGCCGGCAGCGAGGUGGUCCGGCUCGUCAAACGGUUUGCCUACGGCAACGGUGGCGCCUCCGACUAA
This is a messenger RNA of Triticum turgidum subsp. durum (durum wheat), 726 nucleotides long. Lineage: Eukaryota; Viridiplantae; Streptophyta; Magnoliopsida; Poales; Poaceae. The record is from the annotation of a GenBank genome assembly.